Messenger RNA from Falco peregrinus (peregrine falcon), 10567 nucleotides. It is a transcript of the gene RNF169, whose product is annotated as ring finger protein 169. The transcript is spliced from 6 exons. Gene Ontology annotation, biological process: double-strand break repair. Gene Ontology annotation, cellular component: site of double-strand break; nucleus. Gene Ontology annotation, molecular function: nucleosome binding; ubiquitin-protein transferase activity. The record is from RefSeq and is a predicted model, not a curated record. Lineage: Eukaryota; Metazoa; Chordata; Aves; Falconiformes; Falconidae. Bases 4181 to 5683 code for a protein of 500 amino acids.
AAUUGAAAGAGAGUAGGCUUAGACUGGACAUAAGGAAGACAUUUUUUAGGGUGACAAGACACUGGCAGAGGUUUCCCAGAGAAGUUGUGGGUCCCCCAUUGCUGGAAGUGUUCAAGAUCAGGUUGGAUGAGGCUUUGAGCAACCUGGUCUAGUGGAAGAUGUCAUAGCAGGGGGGCUAAACUCUAUGAUCUUUGAGGGUCCCUUCCAACCCAAACUAUUCUGUGAUUCUAUGAAAAUCUGUUGGAAAGACUUACCUUGGGAAGAUUAUUGAAAUUAUUGGAACUAGCCUAUUUAGGAUGAAGCAAGUGGGGAAGAAAUGACAGUAUGUUAACAGCCAUCCACCACAUUAAUAUUUUUUAGUGUCAUCUUUUGCUUCAGCCGAAACUCCAGGCUCAAAUCUAGAUUAAACCUAUUUUUGUCCCAUUUGCCUCUGCUUGAGAACUGGUAUGGAGCCUGUCACAUUAUGGGAGCUGCUUUGGGAUGAAAAAAACCCCAACUUUUUGGCGAGUUGCAUUAUUUUUUUUCAGUAGAUCAGUCUUAGCUUGCCCUAGCUCCCAUCUCUGGUUUGCUGGACCACAGGUGCCCACAGCAGGGCAGGAAAGCGGGGCCAGCGAUGCUGCAUGUUGUCAUACUGGUAUGUGAAACCCCAAAGUCUUCCUACAGCUCCCACCUUAUUGAUUCUUCCACUUAAGAGGAAGUUGCAGAUUUGUGGCCAAAAUUCUGAGUUUUAAUUUCUUGUUUACAAAUAUGCCCUAGUGCACCGGUGCUGAAGUGUGUGUGUAUGUGUAUAUACAUAUAUGAAGUAUGCCUUCAUAUCUUCAUGUAGUUUAGUUAACAUCCUUUCAAAAGAACUAGAGUAACUACUCUUGUUGGAAAACUGUUUCCAAACCUCUCCCUCUUCAGAAAACUUCUACAUUCUUGUUUUGUGUUUUGAAAACAUUAAGAUGUCAUCUUCAUCUGCAAGUAUAAACACUUAACAGCUGGAAAUUAAAAGGAAAACCAGUGAAAACCUGAAGGUUUUGGUUAGCCCUGCCUGGAAUAAAGGGGAGGAGGAAGCUACGAAGACGUGGAAGCUGGGGCUGAGGGGGAUUCGCUGCCACCGGUGGCAGAGCUUUGACUUGCCGGAUGGCAUCAAUUUGGCAAAACCCAGGAGCCUCUGAACGACAGACAGGGGACUGAAGCUUUUCUGAAUCAAGUUCAACUUAUUUUUAUUCAACCCUUGUUGCUGAAUUCACCAGAUGGAUCUUUCUGACUCUGUUGCCAGUAAAUAUAAAAUCCGCUGGUCGGGAGUACAGAUUAACGGUGACGGUGUGUAAUGCACACUUCUGGGCUAACGUCGAAAGGAUGGAGUCAUUCAAGGGGAUUGAGGCUGCAAGUCAAAUGCCUCUUACAAAGAGAACCAGCGUUAAAUAAUUAGAAAAUCUUUUGUCCUCUCAAAUAGUGCAGAAAUCAAUUGUUUUUUCCAAGAUUGAGCACAAUAGGAUGAAACUCUUGUCUGCCAGCGUGAAAGAGCAGGAUGCCAGUUUUGAUCCUGCCACUGCAACUGGUUUGCUGCUAUCACCAUGCUCGGAAGGAGCAUCCCAGUGCCAGUCUUCCCAACAGCCCUUCAGAGUCAGCUCCAUUCAGGAACCGUUACUGAUCACCCACAGAUCACUUGAAAGGAAGAGCAAGAAGGAGUUUUGCUGCAAAAUCAAGUAGAAGGCCUUUUCUUCCAUCAUCCUACCCAUUUCAUUGUUCUCCUAGGCUGUACCACCCAUCAGACCAGCUGAGCAGCCUUGUCCUGGACCUGAACGUCCAGAAUUAGCACGGGGAAGUGUGCUGGAGAAACAGAUGCAAUGCUCUGGUCAUCUCGCCUUCCUCCCCGGCUGCAUUCCAGUGCAAGGACUGGUCUAGUUCAAUUUGCAGUGGUUCUGUGCCGACAGAAGCAUCCUUGUCUGCGGGCAGCCACCAUGCAGCAUCAGUUUACCCCAGAAAAUAUAAUGGAGUGUUGUAAUCAUAGAUACACAGUUGUGCAUACAUUUUUGCUUUCAUCUUUUACAGAGAGUUAGAAAUUUAGGGUCUCAUCUCUUUUGACCCAUCUGUAAAAACACACAAGUUGGGGCAUAAAGAUACUACAGGUAAAAUUGCCUCUGCCUGGUGCUGGACCACUUUAGCUAAACCAGCACAACUUUAUAGAUAAACGUUGUUCCAUUAUUUAAAAUCUCUUCUGGCUUGCUAAACCCAUGUAACCAAUGAAACAGUUGAUGUGGCUUGUCCUUACUGCUGCCUGUUUCCCGCAGGUUAGCUCAUACGCUUUUAUUAUUUUUAUUUUAUUCCCCUGGAGGGAAAAAAAUAUACCUUUUUAGCUAUGAAGAUAAGGUCUGAGACAAGCCUUAAACGUUCAGAAGUAAUUGAAGCUCGCUGCGGGCAUGUUACAGAUUGCUGCUGCUCUUGGGACUGUCUCAGUGGAAAUUCAGCUUGAUAAAAUUCACAAAGAACUGGAACUGCUCAAAGACACAAUUGAAAAAAACGUUUUGAGAAGCCGGUGGAAAGUUUCCAGUGCAGCCGGCUGCAGGCGCGGAAGCAGGAGCAAGGAAUGCAGCCUGGCCUUCUCAGCAUCGCCACCACUCAGGAUUUUUAUCACACAUGUUGGGACAUUUUGGAUGUUUUCCUUUAAAAACAAGCCUAGCUCGCGCAGGCGUGCAAGUAAGAGGGAAUAGCAGCUUGUUUCGUUUUCUUAAAAAAAAAAACCAAACAUAUAACCAAUAUGCUUAAUAUUUGAUGAGGAGAGACUUUCUUCCUCAAUUUUAAAGCAACUGUUAAAGAAAUGCUUUGUGAUUUGUUCAGCUCUGGUGUUGGCAGCAUUCCCUCUCCAGAGCUACUCGAGCCGGAAACUCCGGAGUUUGCACUCACACUCACUGGUGGGGAGGGACUGAUAUGGGGCUUUCCUCUGCUUUUAAAAGCAAACCAGUGGAAAGCAGGACAGGUGAAAACAGGAUUUAAUCGGAUUUUAAAUUGCAUGUUUUGGCACCAGGGCUGUGACUUGUUCCCAGGGAGGAGGCAAUGGUGGCUGUGAACCAGAGGAUGCCUGCCGGGGCAGUCAGCUGCCAGGCGUUUGAUUUACUUACCCCACCAUGAACCUUUCAUUUUGGGCCAAUGUGCUUGAGGAAUAAAAAUGCUUCCUAAAUAAAACAUGCGGUGGAGCUGCUGGUUUAUAUCCCUCGAUUUUAGCAAGCUGGGAAAAGGAAAUGCCACUGAUGUUUCCUCCUUACUCGUACCCAUUUCAUCCUGAUCAUAGCACAUCGGGAUGGUGAGCUGGGCUGCACCCUGCCUGGAGUACUGAUACAGGCUGAGCCAGAGCGGUUGUUUAGGGCUUGUUGUUUUAUUCCAGUUGUUCCCUUUCCCAUCCAAGUUCCUCCGACUGUAGUGUAACUUGCCCAGACUUGCGCUGCGCAGAAGCGGGAGGGAGCUUUGAAGCCGACAUUAAGAAGGGAGUCAUUUGGGGAGUAACAAACUCCAGGGAUGGAGGUUAAACUAUAACCGCGUGCCAGUGUGCUUUUGGUUCCUGAAUUCCCAAGGGGGAAGGGAGGAAGCUGGAGCAAGAUGGGGAAUUCCUGCCAGACGGAGCAGCCUGCCCGACCAGCUUCAAAAUAUUGACCUCAGGGAGUGCACUGCAAGUGGAAUAAAAGCUGUGCUUGCUCCGGACCAGCAGGACAGCACUGCAAACGCCUGUGAAGGUGAAGGGGACAUGGAGAAGUAAAAACACCAUUUAUACAGAAAAUAGAGAGUAUUCUUGAUGUGUCCGUGUAAAUGGCAGAAGGGCAUGAGUGUGAAUUGGGGGUGUUGUGCUGCUGCUGUCAACCUGUGUUUCCUGGGUGUCUGGCUGGAGCAGAUGUUUAAAGCCUGCUUUUAUACCUAGGACUCAGAUUCCCCUGGGACAUGUCAGGGUUGUUACUUAACCUCUGUGUUUACAUCCUCCUAAUACUCCCCUGAUCGCUUAACCACUUGUCAAGAACUCUUGAGAAUCUCAAAAGCAACUGUGGAAGUGCAAAAUGACUUUAUAUUCAGAGCACCCAUUAAGUUAAGCAAACCAGGGGAACUCCGAGAAGAAUAUGAAAGCCAGCUAAGGAAGCUGAGAGAAGAAAAGCUACAAGAAGAUAAAGCUUCUGAGGAUCUGAUUCACAAGUUCAUUCUGGAUGACAUGGAUGUAGGGAAAAAAAAAAUGGAAGAACAGCAGAAAAAAGAUGAAUCUUUAGUGCUUAAAGUGAACCAAGAGUGUUUUCCUGAACGGCUCUCGGAUUCGGAGAACGAAGAACCAUUCCAGGGCAAGCAAACACAUCGGUCAGCUUUUGUUUCCAAGACCAGUGCCUACUCCUUUGCUUUCCUUUCAGGGAACCUAACCGCCAAGGUGGAAAGGAGUCGGAGCUGCAACGACACCUUUCAGGAGAGAUCAAAGAGCAGGCAGAGAUCAGCCCCAGCCAACAAAACGAAGGUGCCACCCAUCACCAGCACGUCGACGCCACUGGUUGGAGUUUUGUCAUCCACCCAAAACAACCGCUGCCUCUCUGCCCCAGACCUGACGGCAGAGAAGCGCCUGGUUCUCAACCCCGUUUCGUCCCUCUCUGCCCUGCACAAGCCAGAGCGAUCCAUCAGCCCCGAGAGCAACGACAGCAUUUCAGAAGAGCUCAACCACUUCAAGCCUAUCGUCUGCUCCCCGUGUACUCCUCCGAAGAGGCUUCCUGACGGCAGAGUCCUGAGCCCUCUCAUUAUCAAGUCGACUCCGAGAAACCUGAACCGGAGCCUGCAGAAGCCGACCACCUACGAGGCCAGUCCUAGAAUACUGAAAAAAUGGGAGCAGAUAUUUCAGGAGCGCCAGAUCAAAAAGACUCUUUCUAAAGCUACCCUUACGUCCUUGGCUUCAGAGCCCGGGGAAGACGUCGUAGUUUCUGACACGACCAACUCCAGCACUUGCACUAAAGAGCAGCCGCAAGUGCAGGUUGAUCACCUUCCACCUGACACGACAGGAGAGCCUCACCCCGAGCUGGAUUUCUUCCCUUCCAUCAGUGAAACGAAGCUGGGAAAAGCAAAUGAGAAGAACAGAGAUUCACAGCCCUUAACAACAGACGACACCGCUGCUGAACCAGAUGCACGAUCAAAUGUAACCUCCCUAAAUGCACGGGUGGCCGAAGUCCCUGACCUAAAAGUGAACGCGUUCAUGGACAAAUCCUGUCUUAGUCUUGGCCCGAAAAUGCUAAGCAGAAGACUUAUGGGCGUCAGCGCAUCCCUGCCUGACAACAGCACACUAGGAAUUCCCGUUAAGACAUCAGGGAAAAAGCAGCUGAAAUGCCUGAACAACAGCGAAUUGAUCAACGUACAGAACAGCACCUGCAAUUCCGUUGAGAACAUCAUCGGGGAACAGCCCCCGUCGCUGAGACGGGGCCGGAAGAGACGCUGCAAAACGAAGCACUUGGAGCACAAUGGCUCUGUCAAAAGACUGAGGCACACGGCGGGGGAGGUGGGCUUGCCUCCGGAGGAUUGCUUGGUGCGGGAGAUGGAGCAGAAGCUCCAGCAAGAGGAGGAGGACAGGAGGCUGGCCCUGCAUCUGCAGCGGAUUUUUGACAGCGAGAACAGGACAGUGGAUAGGCGGAAAGUCAGAGUCGAUCGGUAUCUGCUGCGGUCGAAGAGCACUCUGGGUGCUAAGUAGCACUGGUGGACAAUGUGGCCUUUCUAGAGGACAAUGAGGUUUAUCAGAUUAUCUUAGAGGAAAACUAUUUUUUGUCAUAGUUCCACCCACAGAAUUGUUUUUUCAUUUUGGUGGUAAGACAUUUGUAGGUCCAGUUCAGAGAGAAGCCAGAGUCCUUUCAGAUUAGCAAAAGAGAAAGAGAGAAUGAGAAAAAAAAUCCUCCAGCCUUUCUGGUCCAUUGGUCUGAGAGAAGUGUCCAUCAUCCCUGUGAAUACACUGCAAUGCCUGUACGUGCAGUCAGCGACAUUUGGGUUCCCCAGCUAGGAGGGUUGUGUGAGCAACACGUGGGGUACGGGAUAAGGACUUGAUCUGUUCCUUGCCUUGCCACUUCAAUAUGCCAAGAGAAAGCAGAGCGGUACUCGUGGGAAGUAGGCUUUGUCUGUCCUAGAAACAGUCUUCUCCCCUCUACCUACCUUCUUUCCUUCCUUACGCUGCAGCUGGCUGUGGUGGUCAGGCUGUCACUGAUGUCAGCGUGUUCAAAUGACGUGACUCGAGGGCUGCUGGGGAGGGAGGCUGAGCCACGUUUCUGCUAGGAAGUACCAAUAGAUCCACCCGUAGUACUUAGAAAUGAAUGUAUCUCACUGUCUGCACCAGCAGUACAGGUUGUAGAUUAUUUUCUCUUAAGCAGAAAGCCAAAUGCAGUGAAGAAAAACAUAAAAUAGGGAUUUUACUGAAGAGCCUUAUAGGAACUUGUACAUUCAUGUUAGUGACACAGCAGAGAGCUCAGGUAGAGCAGCUGGGUGCUGUGAUGUGGGGAGCAAAUGCAGCCUUUCUCCCAGUCCCUGCCUCUUCCAAGGGAAGGGGGUUUCAUGUUCUUCCCACGAACAUCAGAAUCUGGAAAGGGAAAUGCUGUCUGGGUGAAUUAGGCAAGGACGUUCUCCCUGCUGACACCGUGCAGGAUCUUGCUCGGUUAAGAGAUCUCUCAGCACACCUAAGACCUGUCCUUACACGUCCAAGUGCAGCCUGAGGAGGCAUCCCGAGGUAUCUGACGCAUCGCGGUCAUCUCCCAGUCAUCUCGCAGGCGCCUGAUGGGUUGGCAGUAGAGCGGGGACAGGAACCCAGCCCUCCCAGCCUGCGGGCACGCGGAUGUGGGCGCUCAGGGCAAUGCAAGCCUGCCCUGCCCCUGCUCUGAGCUAGCUGUCUUCAGGUUCAAACCACUAAGAAAGCUCAGGUGAGCGAUGCACUUAAAAAUUUCCACUUAAAGGCAUGAAGUUGGGUACAGCAGCCUGGACCAGAGCUAUCUCAGAGCCUGUGCUUGGUGGAGCGUGUGUUGUCUGCCCAGAUGUGGCCUUCAGUGGCAGCCCACCCUCUGGGCUCUUCGUGUUUCUAACAAUCUUCCCCAUCACCCGUUAACAGCACAAUAAUUUUGUUGAUUAUUUCUCGACAUCAGACUCAAACAUCAGCUCUAAACGUGCUAUUGGAAGCUGCCUUGCAGAGUAUUCACUGGGGACCCUCGGUGCCCACGGGGACCUUCGUCCAGGGCAGAGGCUGUGGCAUGAAUAACCUUGCUGACCCGUGUGCCGGGUGACAAGCGGUAUUUUCAGGCUGUAACUGAAGCACAAUGCUGGGGCAAGCUUACCGUGACCUGUGGCGUGAAGGGAAGGGAGGACAGCUGAUGCGUUUAAACAGAUGGAUUUGACCUAAGAGAAUGGUCGUUGCCCAAUUUCCUCUGUCUGAAAAAUGGUUGAAUUUCUCCCUCCAUCUUAAAUGGUUAAAAAGAAAACGGGAACUGGUUUUCUUUUUCUCUCCCAGCAUACCUGCAUAACUGCGAGGACCCUGGUGCUUUUUCCUAAUUGAACUGGAUUUUUUUUUAAAAAAAAAAAAAAGAAAUCUUAUAUUUUAAUGGAUAAAAUUUAUAUAUUUUAAAUACUAUAUUUCAACAGAUUGACACUUUCAUUUUGAGAAAUCUUAUAGCAAUGAUUCCGUAAUAUAUAUCUAUCUAUCUAUCUUUGUAUCUCCUUAACACACAAACUACUGGAUGUUUAAAGUCGUACCUAGGGCCGGCUAGAGCUGCCCUGCUCUGCCUGCCCUCUGUGGCUCAUGGGCGAUGGCUUUCCAUGGCCUCUCAUGCACCGCAGCCUCGUUAGGUGCUGACUGAAGCAGGCGCUUUUGACCCAAACUGAAGCCGGCUCCAGUACCCAGCUGUGAACUGGAAGGAAAUUAAGUAACUGGAGCCUUGACCGGACCUGGAAGAGCAGUGCAGAGAGAAGUAGCGAUGGCCUGGAUCUGCCCUUUAACAGUGAAGUAAGCUCAGGAGGGAAACCCACAGCUUUUACUCAGAAUUCACGCCAUUUUUUCCCAACAUUUUGAGCUAAAGCGUGCACUUCCCAGGUGCACUUAGAUUAAUAAUUAUUUUUACAGGCCCCCUUCUCCCUGCCCCUUCCCCGCAGUUAACCCCUUGUGCCCAAAUCAGCCUCCCCUGAAGAGUUUCCUUCUUUCUUGCGGCACUUGUGUGGGUUCCAUCCAGGCUUGGGCUGCUGGGUGCUCUCUGAGCAAGCCCACUCCACAAGCAACUAGAUUUACACACUGAAUGUAUCCUUUCUUCCCCCUCUUAAAAUAGAUUUUGCAGUCCAGUGCACCAGGCCAGUGUCUUAAAUAUCUUCCUUUUAAAAGAUUACAUAAAUAUUUAGAUUUUUGUGUGUUAAUUUCCUCUUUCUAAAUCCGAGCUGGGCAGAAGCGCGGGAGGCAACGCCUGAGCUGGAGCUUGUCCCCAGCCAAAAAUACUUAGUGGGACCCCUCGUGCUCCCAGCUUCCCAGACCUCACCUUCGCUGGGCAGCUGGCUCCCCCCACGACGGAGAGCCCAUGGCCCAGCAGCGCCGCUCGGCUCCCCGAGCAUCCCACAUGGUCCGUUGCAUCCGCAUUGAAGGAGACCUUUAGAUGUGGCGCCGCAGCCGUGGCGCGGAGGGGUUGCAGUCGCAGCAGCUUUCAGGGAAGCAUUGAAGUGGGAUCGAUCUUUUCUUGUGAGGUGGUGUGCCCACAGGUUUUUAGUCUGAUGAAGCUGCUGGCUGCGUUUCUACACUCGCUUCUCCAUCUAGUUGCUUAAGGACUGGGGAAAACACGGGCCGUUUUCCAGCCAGCUCACCCAGACCCUCUCGCCGCCUUCCAGAGCCAGCGAGAGUGCGACUGCCCUCGGCUGAAGUCUGCCCGAGGUGGUGUCAGGUUUGAGACUUGAGGCAAUGUGAAGCUAGGAUGAAUGUUUUAUUAAUUUAACACUCUUAAGUGUAUGUAAGCUUGCACAAAAAAAAAUAAUUGUAUAUAAUUACACUUAAAAGAGCAGGAAUUCCCAGCCUCUAUCCUUUAAAGGUCAGGUGUGACGCUACCUUUGCCACAAAUAACGCCAGCUGAGAAGUAAAAUACCUCUUGCUGAACGGUGGAUGCAGCACAAGAUCUGCAGAGGCCCUAAGUUGAAACGAAGUAUUUAUUUACACUUACAUGAAAGUCGUAUUUCUAACCCUCCUCCUUUCUGCAGCCACCUUCUCUCCAGGACGAAGGCAAUCCUUGCCGGCUGUGGGACAGCGCGGGUGUGUGAGCAGCCUCCCAAAAUGUGCAGCUGUCUUCUCUUGCGAGAAAAAAAGCAGGUCAAGAGAUUGCACUGCCAGUAGCACUGGAGGGGCUGGGGUCGGUUUGACAACAGAAGUGUCUGCCAAAGAUGCCACUGACUCUGGAAAGUUGCUUUCUGACCCUCCGGAGCUCUCUACCCGGGAAAAGCCGUAUGGAAAGGUCCGUGUAUGGAGUCAGAUCAGAUAAAUGAAGGAAAAGUGCCAAAAGAAGGGAUCAUGCCAGAUGAUUGUAUAAUGUUGUUCUAUAUUGUCAGUAUUUUUCUUCAAAUGCUAUUGUACAUGCAGUGCACAGUAACCAUGAAGUGUCGCUUGAACAAGUGCUUCUUUGUAUUUUCUCAAUGAAAGAAAGGGGAAGGUUGAAGCCUUAAAGACUAUCACUGAUGUUAAAACCAAGCCUUUAGCAGUGCUCCGAGGACAGACCCCAGGGCCCCGCCUGGACACUCCAACAGCCUCGUCCCGUCUCCCAGGCAGAAGGUCGUCAAGGAGCUUAUCCCCUGCACAGGGGGAAGCGCUUCAUGAAAACCCAGCCCCUCUCACCCGCUGGGGGACAAAAAUUAACGACUGUUAAUUGUGAGACCCCAAGGGUCUCACAUGGCACCGUGAUGGAGACCCGUGGGCUGUCCCCACGGAUGGCAGCUGGGUGGAACUGGGACAUGAUGCCGGUUUGAACUACAGCACAGAAGCCGGGAUGAUCCCCACGUGUCACAUGCAUCUGACACAAACCUUUCUCUUCCCCGUGUCUGUAAAACACCGCGAAGCAUCAGCUCUAGGAUUAGCUCUUCACUAUGCAAACAGGAAAACCUUCAGGUGGUGACAAAGGGGGGUUGUGUAUGCCUGGUUUCCUUGGUAUUUACUGUCAAACUGUUCAAAACAAAUCUAGAUGUUGCUACACUUUUUUUCCAAUAAUGCUUUAAAUCGUUGUGCUUUCGUGUUCUUUUCAGCUUGCCAGCAGAGCACUGGGGUAGUAGAAGACUUAACGGUCGUUUUGGGUCUCAGCUGAACCACCGUGGCUUCAUCCGAAUGUUUUUAAAACCAAUGGAAGUUACUGAAGGACUGUUGACUUGCAUGUGUAAAAUGUGUGGGUAAAAUGACAUGCAGGCGUCUGUCAUGUUGUGGCUUCUGUUAUUUGGAACAGAGUAAAUCCUGCUUGCGAAAAAAUUGUCACAAACCAGAAAUAUGCCAACUGUGUACAAAUAACAUGUACAUUUUAACAGCAACGAGGACUUUUAACUGCAGGACAAAGGCCGAGGUUAAAACAGAAUAAAACCAGGUUCUGACAGUAAA